Molecule: messenger RNA, 1724 nt
Organism: Acanthoscelides obtectus
Lineage: Eukaryota; Metazoa; Arthropoda; Insecta; Coleoptera; Chrysomelidae
Source: the annotation of a GenBank genome assembly
CAGAACGACCAACAUAAAGACAGGAAAAACAAACAAAAAAUGCUGAUGUUUUCCAUGUGAUCCCAUUACAAUUUAUUCCUAGCUUCUGCAUUUAAUUUUUGGUCGAGCCAUUUGGAAUGCCAUGUCGUCAAUUUUGCAAUUUUCAUUUGGAUUUUUUUUAAGUAUUGUUAAAGGAUUCCGGGAUAUCUUGUGCUGUUUGAUUAGAGUAUAUUUUAACAGUUGUGCGUGGCCACGUUUGCUACGCUAGAACUUAAUUUUCUUAUAAUUGCGCCAAUUAUUCUGCUGAUAAUUAAUGUGCUUAUCCUCAAAGAUCAAAUCGAUAUCCAUUCGAUUGAAUUCGGAACCCCAUCACUACAUCCUGUGACAUUGACGUAGAUCAUAACCUGUGAAAAUUCAAAAAUAAAAUUUUUCCAAAUUUGAUUGUGACUUCGAAACCGUAUUUCUAGUUGUUUACAUUUACAUUUUUCACUUAUCCGUGUUUGUACUCAACAUGAGGUUGCUGAAGAGCAGUACCCUGAAGCUUCUUGUAAGGCAUGGGAUCAGUUAUUCUAGAUGUGUUUCUGAAGGGUUUUCAAACAAGUAUUCUACAAUUACAAAACCAGAGCAAGAACUUAUCGCCGUCAAAGGGGUUAAUUUAAACAAAUAUAUACAGUCCUUAGAGAACGAGUACAAUUCACUAACUAAAAACCAAGUCCAAAAUCACAGAUAUGUAGAGCUUCAAUCUAUCAUGAAGGUAUUGCAAGAGAGACGGGCUGUUGUAGAAAAUAUAAAUAACUUGAAGGAAUUACUGUCAUCAGAAGACAAGGAAAUGAAGCAACUCGCCGAGGAAGAAAAGAAGAAAUUUGAAACCAAUCUGAAUAAACUUGACAAUAACCUGAUUGAGUCUCUGAUACCACUGGACAAAGAAGACGCAUGUGAUACUAUGGUUCUAGAAGUGCAGGCAGGUGUUGGUGGACAAGAAGCAAUGCUUUUUGCUAAAGAAUUGUUUGAUAUGUACAGCAAUUUUGCACAAUACAAAGGGUGGCAGUUGGACUUGGCAGAGUAUCUCACAACAGAUGUAGGUGGUCUGCGAAAUGCUAUAGCAAUCAUAAAUGGCAAACAGUCUUAUAGGUACUUCAAACAUGAAGCAGGCAUUCACAGAGUACAAAGGAUUCCAGCCACUGAAAAAGGUGGUAGAGUCCACACAAGUACUGCUUCGGUUAUAGCAAUGCCUCAACCCUCUGAAGUCGAGGUCAAAAUCGAUCCUAAGGACCUCAGGAUAGAGACAAAAAGAUCCUCAGGAGCUGGGGGCCAACAUGUCAACAAAACGGAGAGUGCUGUGAGGAUAACGCAUUUGCCUACAGGAGUUUCAGUUGAAUGUCAAGUGGAUCGAUCACAAAUAAAGAAUAGGAAAAUGGCCAUGGCUAGAUUAUCCGCCAUUCUGUAUGAUAGAGAGCAAGAGGCACUACGAGCACAGAUUGAAAGUACAAAGAAGAGUCAAGUUAAAACAAAAAACAGGAAUGAGAAGAUCAGAACAUAUAAUUAUAACCAGAACAGAGUGACUGAUCAUCGGUAUGCUAUCAAUGUCCACAAUUUACAGGCAUUUUUGGAGGGUGGGCAAGUAUUGGAGGAACUAAUCACUGAAAUAGAUGGACACUAUAGGCUAGAAAAUUUAUUUAGUCUUGUGAAUAAUGCCAAAUAAAGUUUUACAGUGAUUGUGGGCAGUGAAUCAAUUUAAGAACAGC